GUGGCCCAAGUGACGCAGUAACAGGAAGUGCGGGUCCCGAUGACACAUGAGAGGUUACAGAUGAACGACCUGUGCAACUUUACGUGUUAAUGUCGCAGCGAACGAUUCUUUACGUCAACACAAAGCGUAGUGAUGGCGUCCUGAGCAGAGGGGGUUCAGUGCAAACAUCGCAUUGACGCACACAUCGGUCCUCAGCUCUGAAAGCCGGUGUCUUCAACAACUUGUACCUCAGCCGCCAUCACCUCAACCAGAGCAGACAUGACGAGGAGCCUCGGUGGGUUGUUGUUCAGAGGCGUCCACAGCCUCACCUCUCUCCCGGCCAGGAGCACUCAGCUCGGCCACCUGUCAGCCUGCAGCGCGGUCAAGACCAUGGUGACGCUGCCAUCGUUUCUUUCCUCCAAGCCCCGGGACUUCAGCCUGCCCAACCCCUCGUGGGGCUCAGAAAUGUUGCGGUUGUACGAGCAUUACAGCAGCCAGUGUGAGGUGGAGACAGAGGGAGGAGAGAAAGACAGAGGGCUUUGGACGAGACUGCCAAGCUACAAUCGCUCCCUCAAGUAUGUCACAGGUGGAUUUUAUCUCAGUAAGAUUAUCCAGGCGAAAGCUCGUCUUUUUACCCGCAACAUCCGAGAGGAGGGGGCAGGAUUUGAAUACGUUGUGUUUGUUAACAAAAAAGAGAAGAGGGUUGUGUGCAUUUUCCAGGCUGGACACCUUCUGGAGGGGCCUCCAGGCUGUGUCCACGGGGGGGCGAUAGCCACUAUGAUUGAUACAGUGACAGGGACUCACGCCUCGGUAGUGUCCGGACCUGUUAUGACCGCCAACCUCAACAUGAAUUACCGCAGUGGAAGCCUGGUGGUCUUCUGA
This is a messenger RNA of Paralichthys olivaceus (Japanese flounder), 861 nucleotides long. The record is from RefSeq and is a predicted model, not a curated record. NCBI's taxonomy places the organism in Eukaryota, Metazoa, Chordata, Actinopteri, Pleuronectiformes, Paralichthyidae.